Molecule: messenger RNA, 2140 nt
Organism: Saitoella complicata NRRL Y-17804
Lineage: Eukaryota; Fungi; Ascomycota; Saitoellomycetes; Saitoellales; Saitoellaceae
Product: apses-domain-containing protein
Exons: 4
Coding region: 98-2140 (680 amino acids)
Cellular component (GO): MBF transcription complex; SBF transcription complex
Molecular function (GO): transcription regulator activity; protein binding; DNA binding
Source: RefSeq, a predicted model, not a curated record
CACUCCUCCGCCGCCGUCUGCCGCUGCCGCUGCUGCUCCGCCAGCUGCGCACGCCGAGAUCUGCACCGCCUCCUACUCUGGCGUGCCCGUUUUUGAGAUGAUGUGCAGAGAUGUUGCCUGUAUGAGAAGAGCUGCAGAUUCCUACCUCAAUGCCACCCAGAUUCUCAAGGUAGCCGGGAUUGAGAAGGGCCAAAGAACAAAGUUACUCGGGGAGAUGACCGUCGAACACGAAAAGGUUCAGGGUGGUGCGGGAAAGUUUCAAGGGACCUGGGUUAACUUUGAGGAUGGAAAGAAGCUCGCUCACAAAUUUGGGGUAGAGCAUGUUCUGCGACCCUUGUUUGAAUUUGAUAUCAGCGCUAUCGGCGUCGCAGAAUCGACGCCUACCAAGGAACAACUUCGCAAGAGGCAAAAUCUGCAAAUGAAGAAAGGGAAUGCAGCGCCUACGCCUCUGAAGCGUAGCGACUCGAAUAUUACUUCGGCAUCUCUAGGGUCUCCGGCGCCCAUUACAUUUGGGAGACCACCCUCCGCACCUGUGUACACGAGGUCAUCUACGGAAAAGGCGACUUCCAUCAAGCAUAGCGGCGUUGCAUCGUCUGCUGAACCGUCGGCUCCUCGCCUGAAUGGACAUGGUCCUGACCUCGGGCACCUUUCUCAAGGAGAUCAUGAUCGUGCGCCCAAGCGCCGCAGGACCUCUCCUGUUCAUGAAAACCUCCCAGCAUCUGAUCGUCCGGAAGAAUCUGUGGAGCCCGCACCACUUGCACCGCUUGCACCUGCGAUGGCUCGCCAUUAUGAAAGGUCCAAGGAGCUGCUGACCGGUAUUUUCCUGAACGGUGAUACCAACCAUAUACCUCCUAUCUUAUCCGAGCCGACCUUAGAAGAUCUCGACAUUGAUGUUCCUAUUGACGAGCUCGGUCACACGGCUUUGCACUGGGCAUCCGCAUUGGCUAGGAUGCCCAUUGUGCAAGGUCUCAUUGGGAGGGGAGCAAAUCCCUGUCGAGUCAAUGAUGCUGGUGAAACUGCGUUGAUUCGUGCCGUCCUCGUAACAAAUAACUUGGACCAGGCAACUUUUCCGGUCUUGCUGAAUGUCUUGCAAUCCUCCAUCGGUCUUUCCGAUAUACAGGGACGCAACGUGUUGCAUCAUGUAGCGCUCACCGCCGGUAUCAAAGGUCGCAGUGCCGCGAGCAGGUAUUAUCUGGAAUGCAUCAUGGAAUGGAUUGUUCGCCAGGGCCAGAUAACCAAGUUUGUCAAGGAAGUCGUAUCGGCCAGAGACAAGAAUGGCGACACGCCAUUGAAUAUUGCCGCUCGGAUCGGCAACAAAGGGUUAGUUCAACAACUGCUAGAUGUUGGCGCAGACCCGAACAUUGCGAAUAGAGCUGGGUUGCGCGCUGCGGAUUUCGGAAUUGGGUCCAUGUUGCCUGAUCCGCUGAUCACACCUUGUCUUCCGCCCAUGGUAUCGGCUUUUGUCGCGCAAGAAAGCAAGAGCAUCCGCGAUUCAAUGAUCUCAAUGAUGGACGGACUAGACGGAGAAUUUAAUCGAGAAGUUCACGCGAAACACGCUGAAUGGGAGGCUGUCAAUACACGAUUGCGAGCUGCAACUCGGCAGCUGGCUGAUCUUCGCCGGUGUCUCGAGAACACUCAUGAGCAUGCAAAGCAACUUGUUGACAGUCAACAGCGAUGUCGAAAUUUGGCUCGCGCCGUCGAAGAUCACGAGGAACCUCCUCUUCCAUCCUUGAAUGGGACGUACCAGAGGGACGACAAGCCGAGUCAGCUUAACGGGGGUGUUGUUGCUAUUGACGCCGAUGCGCCGUUUAUAAUCCCUGCGAAUGCCAUGGGUAAUCCUUCGGCACCGUACUUGCCGUCAAAAAGCAUUAUCCGUGCCCGCAUAGCAGCCUACAAACGGAACAGGGAUUAUCUUCUUGCCCAGUCGUCAAUGCUGCAAGGCAGAAGCUCCGUACUGGAGCGGAAGUACAAGCAGGUUAUUGCAUAUAGCACGGGUAUGGAUCUUGAAUCCGUUGAUGCCUUAUUGGAGCAUCUCUUGCAGGCAGUGGAAAGCGACGGGAGAGGUGGUCCGGACCAAGAUGGCUUCAUGAACCGAGUUGCUGGAUUUCUCAAGCAAGUGGAGGGCCAAAAUAGUCCUUGA